This is a messenger RNA of Schistosoma curassoni, 1308 nucleotides long. The record is from the annotation of a GenBank genome assembly. Lineage: Eukaryota; Metazoa; Platyhelminthes; Trematoda; Strigeidida; Schistosomatidae.
AUGAGCAAUGUAAUUGAUUUUAUAGAAACAUCAACCAUAACGAGUAUUGAACGUCUAUUAAAUGAAAAAGCUGAAAUCAUCCAACAAUUAGAUGAUGCGAAUACAAAAUUAAUUUGUUACGAAGCUACUGAAAAACAAUUUAUCAAAGAACUUGCCAGAAGUCAAGCUGAGGUUUCAUAUACUCAAGAACAGCUGAUCGAGCUGUUUGAUUAUUCAAAGAGAGUACGAAAUAAAUUAAAAGAGAAACUAUGCACUGAUAGUCUACUUCGUCCAAUAUUUGAUAGAAUCAACAGUUUAAGAGAUCAUAUUUCUACACUGAAUCAGUUAUAUAAUACUUCGCUUACACAAUUGAAUAAUCAAUAUAACGAGAUAACUAAUAAACUUGAUUUAGUUACCUUGGAAAAAGAUUCAGCGAUUAAUAAGUUCAAUGAAUUAGAGUUAAAGUAUAAAGAAGAACGUAAUAAUUGGUCAGAAAAACAAGGGGAACAAUUGGGUGAUAUAUUAGUAUUAAAAACAAAAUUAAAAGAAGAAACUAAACGUUUAGGUACUUUACAUGAUGAGAAAAGACAAUUAAUAUUGAAUUUUGAACAAAGAAUAAAUGAUCUAAAAGAAGAAAAUCAAUCAUAUGCUCAUGAAAAUAUAAGUUUAAAAGAAAAAAUUUCAAGUUUAGCUGAACAAUUAGAUAAUCAGUUACAAAAACAUGAUCUUACUGAAAGAAACUAUAAAGAAAGAGAACAAUGUUUAGAGUUGACAUUAGAGAAAGAAUUCAAAUUAUCAUUGGAGAAAAAAGAACUGGAAUUGCAACAAAUUAAAGGUCAAACAAAUCGAAAAAUUGAACAACUGACAUCAGAACUUAAACAAAAAGAAAGAGAAAACAUUGUUUUGCAAGAAGAACAUCGCCGUAUUAUGGAAGCGAUGAAAGAGGAAAUUAACCAAUUGACUAAUAGCGUGAACAAUUCGGAUUCCGUUCGAGGAGAACUUGAAAAUCAAAUCCAAAAAUAUCAACAAGAAGUUAAACAACUUUACGCUACAGUUGAAAAAGAAUGUUGGGAGAGAGAUGAAUUAAACUCUGUAUUGGCUGAAACAAGGGAUCAGUUAAUGAAACUAAGUAAUUCCUCAAAGGAAUCUGAAUCAGAUCAGAGACAAUCUAAUUUGCAUGAAAACCAAGAAGAUAGCCAUUUAUUACCACCAAUAUCUUCAUCGUCGGUAAAGUCUGAACAGUUUACCAAACGUACUCUUCCAAAAAGUUCGAAGACUCCUAAUUCUAAUAAUGGUAUUGCAAGGCGUUCUUUCCAAAACUUUAAGUAA